Molecule: messenger RNA, 1893 nt
Organism: Lodderomyces margitis
Lineage: Eukaryota; Fungi; Ascomycota; Pichiomycetes; Serinales; Debaryomycetaceae
Gene: FET31
Product: Fet31p
Exons: 1
Coding region: 1-1893 (630 amino acids)
Biological process (GO): cellular response to iron ion starvation; reductive iron assimilation
Cellular component (GO): high-affinity iron permease complex
Molecular function (GO): ferroxidase activity; copper ion binding
Source: RefSeq, a predicted model, not a curated record
AUGAGGACUACCAUUUCGCUAAUAUUCCUCACAUUUUUGGCGCUCGUCACCGCCGAGACUCAUACUUGGCACUACACUUGUAACUGGGUCGACGGAGUUAACCCAGAUGGUGUUCAAGAAAGACGUAUGAUUGGAUUCAACGGUACUUGGCCAUUACCUACAUUGAGAGUUAAAAAGGGAGAUAGAGUUAAUCUCUACUUGACUAAUGGAUUUGAUGACAGAAACACUUCAUUGCACUUCCACGGUAUGUUUCAAAAAGGUUCCAGUCAAAUGGAUGGACCAGAAAUGGUUACUCAAUGUCCUAUCCCACCUGGUGAAACCAUGUUGUACAAUUUUACUGUUGAUGAUCAAGUUGGUUCUUAUUGGUACCACUCGCAUACUUCUGGUCAAUAUGGUGAUGGUAUGAGAGGUGUAUUUAUUAUUGAUGAGCCAAGUGAGGACGAUUACCCAUAUGACUACGAUGAAGAAGUUGUCUUGACUUUGAAUGAACAUUACCAUGAAGAAUCCGACGAUUUAAUGCCAAAAUUCUUGAGUAGAUUCAACCCAACUGGUGCUGAAUUGAUUCCACAAAAUAUCUUGUUUAACGAAACUAGAAAUGCUACUUGGAAAGUUGAACCAAACAAGACUUACUUGUUGAGAAUUAUCAACAUGGGUAGAUUCUUGUCCCAUUACGUUUGGAUGGAAGAUCACGACAUGACCAUUGUUGAGGUUGACGGUAUUUACGUUGAGAAAAACACCACCGAUUUGAUUUAUAUCACUGUUGCUCAGAGAUACACUGUGUUGGUCACCACCAAGAACUCAACGGAUAAGAACUAUGCAUUCAUGCACAGACUUGAUCCUGAUAUGUUGGAUACCCAACCAGCUGAUUUGCAGUUGAAUGGUACAAACACUAUUAUGUAUAAUGAAGAUCUUGGUGAGGCUGAAUCAUAUGACUUGACUCAAGAUGAAAUUGAUUCUUAUUUUGAUGAUUUCUACCUUGUGCCAUUGUCCAAAGAAAAGCUUUAUGAUGACGCUGAUUACACUGUUACUGUUCAGGUGCAAAUGGAUAACUUGGGUGAUGGUAUCAACUAUGCUUUCUUUAACAACAUUACCUACACCAAACCAAGAGUGCCAACCUUGCUCACUGUGUUGUCAGCUGGUGAUGAUGCUUCUAAUGAAUUGGUUUACGGAUCAAACACAAACUCGUUUGUGUUGCAAAAGGAUGAUGUAGUUGACAUUGUGGUCAACAACUUGGAUACUGGUAAACAUCCAUUCCAUUUGCAUGGACACGUGUUCCAAUUGAUUGAAAGACACGAAGCUAUCGAAGACGGUGAAGGUGAUCCAGUUGCUUACAAUUCAAGUGACCAUGCUGACUGGCCAGAAUAUCCAAUGAUGAGAGACACUGUUUACUUGAGACCACAAUCAUACAUGGUUUUACGUUUCAAGGCUGACAACCCCGGUGUUUGGUUCUUCCAUUGCCAUAUUGAAUGGCAUUUGGACCAAGGUUUGGCCAUUCAAUUUAUUGAAGAUCCAUCAGGAAUCCAAAACAAUGAAACCCAGCAAAUUACCGACAACCACAAGGAAAUUUGUGAAAAAGUUGGCGUGCCAUGGAAAGGUAAUGCUGCUGGUAAUGAUGUUCACUUGUUGGAUUUGACUGGUGAGAAUGUUCAGUACAAGAGAUUGCCUACUGGAUUCACCGCCAGAGGUAUUGUUGCUUUGGUAUUUUCAUGUGUUGCUGGUUUUGCUGGAUUGGCUGCUAUUGCCGUUUACGGUAUGCAAGAUAUCCCAGAUGUUGAAGAAAGAGUUGCCAGAGACUUGGAUGUUGACUUGGACGAAGCCGAUGACAGUGGUGCUGAAAUUGUUAGACAAACUUCUUCAACUGAAGGAUCAUCUACUCAUAAACAUUUAGGAUAA